This is a messenger RNA of Lytechinus variegatus (green sea urchin), 2153 nucleotides long. RefSeq names its product zinc finger protein 883-like. The coding region runs from base 220 to 2079 and encodes 619 amino acids. NCBI's taxonomy places the organism in Eukaryota, Metazoa, Echinodermata, Echinoidea, Temnopleuroida, Toxopneustidae. The record is from RefSeq and is a predicted model, not a curated record. The transcript has 4 exons.
AACAAAACAGGGACCUACCAGUCACAGUGUUGGAUGUGAUGUAAGGAGUACCGGUACCGAUCUCUUGAGCGGUGGUUUUACAUCUUUAGCCUUUUUAAAGGUAAUUUUCUAUCACAUUGGCAAUUCUAGGAGGACACCAAGAGGUUGCAUCCCAGCCUUUUCAAUGCAUUGCAUCUACUGCAUCCUUUUCAUGGGAGAAUUAUUAUCAAGGAUCUGAAAAUGAAGGAGGAAUCUCAAAGUCUUCAUCUGUAUUGUCAGACAAUACUAGGCCCACAAUGCUCAGAGAAUGGGAUCACACACAACAUUGAGACUCUGGAAGCAUCUGGAUCUCAGCAGAACGAAAUAGAUGGGACAAGCAUUAAAAAGGAGAUAAUAGAUGAAGGAGAUAGUGACCUUGAUGGAAAAAAUGGAUCAUCAAGUGGAUCAAGGCUGAAUAAGGAAGAUAGAGGAGUUCUUGCUGAAAACAGCGGAUCGUGUGAAUGUGAGAUGACAGAAUCUACAGGAAUUGUGUGUACACUCUGCAAGAAGAAACUUGAAUUAAGGGACGAAAAUGUCAAAACGCCUUUUUCUGAAGAACACCAGCUUAUGAAACAUGUCCAAAAUCAUGUUGGAAUAUUGAAUUCAGACGCGUUCCAGUGUUCAUAUUGUAAGGAGUCGUUUUUGUCUGAUUCUGACCUUGUGAAACAUGGAAGAAUGUGUACUCAGAAGAAUACUGAUGAAUGCAUUCAAAGCACAAUUUCAUUUGCUACAAUGAAUGGUGAUAAGAUAUGUAGUGAACGUACAGGUGAUGUUGAGCCUCAAUUCCCGUGUUCUGAUUGUAAUGAGAUAUUUUCUUCCAUGCAGCACUUAGACAGGCACUUAGAUGGAGAAAAUCUUCAAGAUGAUGAAGCAGUGUUUGCUCAAAAACCUUUCCAUUGCUCUAAGUGUGAUAGAAGAUUUCCAUCUGAAUGUGGUCUUGCUAAUCAUAAAAGAAAACAUGAAAAUAGAUCAUAUAAUUGUUCUCACUGUAGCAAAUCUUUUACAUCUACAAGAGAGAGACAAAUUCAUGAAAAAGGGCAUGGAGACAAAGACCCUCUUCAAUGUCAAUAUUGCGGGAAAAAAUGUAGCAAAAGAUUUUUUCUAAAAGAACACAUAAGAACUCACACAAAUGAGAGACCAUAUCAAUGCCAAUACUGUAACAAAAAAUUCACUAGAAAAGAUACUUUAAUUUCUCAUAUUAGAAUUCACACAAAUGAGAGACCCCAUCAAUGCAUACAUUGUGACAAGAAAUUCACUAGAAAAGGUAAACUAAAUGCUCACAUUAAAAUUCAUACAGAUGAGAAACCUUAUGAAUGUACAUACUGCGGCAAACUAUUCAUCCAUAAAUGUGCUUUAAAUGUUCAUAUUAGAAUUCAUACAAAAGAGAAGCCUUAUGAAUGUGCAUUCUGUGGCAAGAAAUUCAAUGCAGAAAUUGAUCUAGAUAGACACAUAGAGAUUCACACAGAAGAGGAGCCUUAUGAAUGCAAACACUGUGCUGAAAAAUUCAACAGAAAAAUUGAUCUAAGUAGACACUUUAGAAUUCAUGCAGAAGAUAGGAAUUAUGAAUGUACAUACUGUAGCAAGAAAUUCAGCCAAAAAUACCUUCUCAGUUCGCACAUGAGAAAUCAUACAAAAGAGAAACUCUAUCAAUGCCAGUAUUGUGGCAAGAAAUUCUUAUUUAAUAAUCAUCUAAACGUACACAUAAGAAUUCACACAAAAGAAAAACCUUAUCAGUGCCAGUAUUGUGGCAAGGAUUUCAACACACAAAAUUGUCUAAAUGUUCAUAUUAGAAUUCACACGAAAGAAAGACCUCAUCAAUGUCAAUAUUGUUGUGAGAAAUUCAUCACAACUACUAAGCGAAGUCAACACAUCAGAAUAGUUCACACAAAAGAAAAACCUUAUCUGUGUCAGUAUUGUGGCAAGAAAUUUGGUGAUAAGAAGUCUUUGACUCAACACAUAAGAAUUCACACAAAGGAGAAGCCUUAUGAAUGUAAACAUUGUAGCAAGAAAUUCAGUUCAAAAAGUAAUCUAAACGUACAUGAAAGAAUUCACCUGAAAUAGAUAAUAAUAAUAAUGUUUUAUUUACCCAGGGUAGCCACUUCAGUUAGGAAACUGCUCUACCAGUGGGCCCUGCA